AUGCGUAACCUUUCUAGCGACGGUGUCACCUCGAGCUCAGUUGACGACUCAUACCUAGCAUCUGAAGCGAAAUAUUUUCAAGACUCGGUGAGCAAAAGGCGCCGGCACGCCGUGUAUUUCCAUCGGCCGCCGGUUUGGCGCUAUAGUUCAUUCCAAGAUGGGAGCUCGUCGCCGGACAUGUCUGAGGAUUUGAAUGGUAGUGACAGAGAAACGGAGGACAACAUUUCCAUUAGCUCUCUGAGUUUGUCCAAUAACCAGAAAGCCGAUACGGCAUCAUAUGUGAUUCUUGAUGAUUCCGACUCGGACCACGAGACUCCUCUCCUGGACUGUAAUCCAUAUGGCAAAUCGACUCUGCCCGACUGCCGGGUAUCAACGGAGACACUCCCAGAUCCCCUUUACCAGAAGAAGCCCGUGUUCUGCACUCGCUUGCAUUCAUAUAAGGACAUUCGACUAGGGCUGGGAGAGCAAUGGGCUAUUGAGGAGGGCUCGCUGGUCAUUGGCGUAGGCCCAGAGUAUACUUUACUCCAAAGUUACGAGAAAAGGACAGAUGAAUUUGUGGUUUCCGGUGGUGAUGUCUAUGUGGUAUGUUCCUUGUAUGCGGACCUGUGGGCGCUGUGCGCAAAGGUUUCAUCCAAUCCGUCACCAGAAGGGAAUGAUGCUACCCGGCUUGCUUUUCUUCCACUAUGCAUGGUAACAUUGGCACCGAACUAUAGCGCAUUCAUCCAGCGGAGUAUCAACUGUGCUCGGUACUCCGGCCCCUAUGGGGAAAGGUAUCCAGGGAAUGGGCUGCCUGUCAUGCCUCCGCAACGUUCACAUAGCCUGACUGCUAGCAACCAGAUAUUUCGCGGCCCCGACAGUCAGAUAUCAUUGCCGUUGACUGUUCGUGGUAUGUUUCGAAGUCUUGCGUUGAAGCAUACGGAUGACGAUUUUGUGCCGCUAGACUCUACACUGGAGCCCAUAUUGUCGACGUUGACAAGUAGACGCUGGCGGUUUCUAACUAGGGUGGGAUGCAUCAAAUAUUCCUCGAAAUACUGCCAGAGUGACAGGCAUCAUAUGAGACGGGAGUACGAUUAUAGCCUGAACAAAUCAUCUGAAUCCGCCCAAGAAACAGUUGAUUUGAAAUCGAAUGGAUGGCGACGAUUGCGUAAAUUGCAAAGAGCUUCAUCAUGGGAUAGCCAGAAGUUCAAAUGGCUGUCGUGGAAAGUCUGA
Molecule: messenger RNA, 1209 nt
Organism: Aspergillus versicolor CBS 583.65
Lineage: Eukaryota; Fungi; Ascomycota; Eurotiomycetes; Eurotiales; Aspergillaceae
Exons: 2
Coding region: 1-1209 (402 amino acids)
Source: RefSeq, a predicted model, not a curated record